This is a messenger RNA of Penicillium mononematosum, 1524 nucleotides long. RefSeq names its product fungal specific transcription factor domain-containing protein. Gene Ontology annotation, biological process: DNA-templated transcription. The record is from RefSeq and is a predicted model, not a curated record. Lineage: Eukaryota; Fungi; Ascomycota; Eurotiomycetes; Eurotiales; Aspergillaceae. Bases 1 to 1524 code for a protein of 507 amino acids. Gene Ontology annotation, molecular function: zinc ion binding; DNA binding. The transcript is spliced from 4 exons.
AUGGACAUGAAGCAAAUCUCGGAAGAUGAGUUUCCGGACCUCAUGAAGCACAAUGCCAGCUCGAAGGACCCGAUCGGCGGCAGCGUGUUUGCAUUGUCGCCAGAAAAAGGGCAGCUUGAGCCACUCAAUCUUGCCGCCGGAAAACUCGACUUUGAUGGCAUCGAUCCUGAGAUCGGUAUGCAUUUACUCUCCAUAUACUGGAGUCGUCAGCUUUACACAGCACAGAUAAUUUACCGGCCGGCUUUCAUGCGAGAUAUGGCCUGCGAGGGACCGUACUUUUCCAAAUUGCUGUUGAAUGCGAUCUUUUUCGUGGUAUCGAAGCAUUGCGACCGACCAGAGCUUCGUUCGGACCCAAAUGACAUUACGACUGCAGGGUGGAAGUUCCGGCAACGCUUCACGCAGCUUUUGCGAGAUUCCUUCGAUAAAAGCGAAAUCACUACCCUUCAGGCAUUGUUGAUUAUGUCUAAUGCGCUUUUUUCCAGAUGUGAUGAACGGAGUCUGUCAUGGCUAUACGCUGGAAAUGCAUUCAACAUGUUCAUUGAUCUUGGUCUGCAUGUGCUUCCUGCUGUGGAUAGUAUCACUGCCGAGGAACUUGAAAUUCGAAAGCGAGUUCUCUGGGGAGCAUACUUAAUUGACAAGAUUCAGUGUCUUUUCCAAGGGAGACCUCCUCUUCUCAACCGUGUCAACUUGAGAGCGUCACUAGACUUCCUGGAUGACUAUGAUGAGCUCGAACCUUUUCAGGGUAUCACAUACAUGACUACAAAGCCUGGAGUGAUUCCAUCACUGAAUGUUUCUUUGCUCACCAAUUUAUGCGAGUUGACAACAAUUGUGGAACGUAUUCUUCGUGAAAUUUAUUCGGAAUCUCGAGAGUCAAAUUUGGUCCAUAGGGCAAAUAUCUCGGAGGAAAUCAAGUCGCAGCUGAGAACCUGGCGCCAAAAUUUGCCGCUUCGGCUUGACUAUCUGUCAUUCCCAGACCAGGCGGUCUUCCUGCCUCAGUCCGCCUGUCUUUUAGCUUUGUUCAACGUGCUUAUCAUUUUGGUCCACCGUCCUCUGAUAAUUGGUCACGACGGGGUCAUCAAUUCAACAACUGCCCAUGAGUCAGUGAACGCAUGUACAGCAGCUGCGAACCAAAUUGUUCAGAUUCUCCAUGACUAUUCGCAGCACUUUUCUCUGAGCAGUGCACCGUACAUGCUCUCUUACGCUACCUAUAUCAGUGCAACGAUCCACGCACGGAUUGUUGCACAGAAAGGGAGUAACUCAAGUGUGUUCCAAUCACUGGUUCUUUGCCGAAAUAUUCUUGCCGAACACACACGCCUUUAUUCUGCAGCAGAAAAGGCUAAGGAAAAUUUGGAUAAGUUGAUUUCUCACUUAGGGAUUAGUGCGGCAGACGACAAUCUACGCACUGGAAGCCCCGGAGUUCUGGAAACAACUUUCCCAACGAGCACAUGGUCAUGGACGAGUCGAUUAAUGUUGCCAGGGAACCCGGCGUCGCAGAUGGUGCAGUUGAAUUUGGAUCUUCCCUGA